AUGGACGAGCUAUUCGAUGUUUUCGAUGACCAGCCUCAGGCUGUGAAGCCUUCCGACGCAGCGCCCAAGCGAUCGAAGAAAGACAAGAGCAAGAAGCGCCAGGUGAAUGGACAUGUGAAGGACAAUGGCACAGCACCAGAGGUCAAGGAGGAUGUUGACAUUCCCGAUGCGCCUGCUGUAGAGGCUGAGCAGGAGGAAACCGAGGCCCCAGUGACAGACAACAAGGAACAGCAGCCCGAAACGAAGCGGCCGCGACUCGAGGCGGAACCGGAGCCUAUAGUCGCAGACGAAUUUGAAACGGCACAAGAGCGUGAGAUUGCAGGAUCUGCAGGUCUUCAGGCGACCAAAGAUGAAUCUUCUGUCGUCCUUUCGCAUCAGGUUCGACACCAGGUUGCCAUUCCACCAAACUAUCCAUAUGUGCCAAUUUCUCAACACAAACAACCUGAAGACCCAGCAAGGGUGUGGCCUUUCACACUUGAUCCGUUCCAGCAAGUCGCAGUUUCGUCAAUCCAGAGAGAGGAGAGUGUGCUUGUUUCAGCCCAUACCAGUGCCGGAAAAACAGUGGUCGCAGAGUAUGCUAUCGCUCAAAGUUUGAAGAACAACCAAAGGGUUAUCUAUACCAGUCCCAUCAAAGCGCUGAGCAAUCAGAAAUACCGAGAAUUUGCUGCGGACUUUGGAGAUGUUGGUCUGAUGACAGGAGAUGUCACAAUCAACCCAACAGCUACAUGCCUGGUCAUGACUACAGAGAUUCUCCGAUCUAUGUUGUACCGUGGCUCUGAAAUUAUGCGUGAAGUCGCAUGGGUGGUCUUUGACGAAAUUCAUUACAUGCGAGAUGCCACUCGUGGUGUUGUUUGGGAAGAGACUAUUAUUCUUCUGCCAGAUAAGGUUCGCUAUGUUUUCUUGUCUGCGACAAUCCCGAACGCCAUGCAAUUCGCCGAGUGGGUUACAAAAAUGCACAACCAGCCGUGUCACGUCGUCUACACAGAUUUCAGACCGACGCCCCUCCAGCACUAUUUCUUUCCUGCAGGCGCUGAAGGCAUACAUCUCAUUGUUGACGAGAAGGGCGUUUUCCGCGAGGAGAACUUCCAGAAGGCAAUGGGCUCCAUUGCAGACAAGAAGGGCGAUGAUCCAGCAGAUGCUCUGGCCAAGCGGAAAGGAAAGGGCAAAGAUAAGAAGCUUAACAAGGGUGGUAAGGAAGGGCCAGCUGAUAUCUACAAGAUCGUUCGGAUGGUGAUGAUCAAAAACCUGAACCCCGUCAUUGUCUUCAGUUUCAGCAAACGCGAAUGCGAAUCGUGUGCUCUGAAUAUGAGUUCGUUGGCGUUUAACGACGAUUCGGAGAAGGAGAUGGUUUCCAAGGUCUUUGACAGUGCGAUUGAAAUGCUGUCUGAAGAGGAUCGGAACCUGCCACAGAUUCAAAACAUUCUUCCCCUUCUCCGGAGAGGUAUUGGUGUCCAUCACUCUGGUCUCCUCCCUAUUCUCAAAGAAACUAUUGAGAUUCUUUUCCAAGAAGGUCUUAUCAAAGUUCUAUUCGCCACGGAGACGUUCUCCAUCGGUCUCAACAUGCCUGCAAAGACCGUGGUGUUUACUAGUGUUCGGAAGUUCGACGGGUUCAGUCAACGCUGGGUGACACCAUCAGAAUUCGUUCAGAUGUCUGGUCGUGCUGGCCGAAGAGGUCUCGAUGACCGAGGUAUUGUCAUCAUGAUGGUUGGGGAAGAGAUGGACCCUGCUGUGGCAAAGGAGAUUGUUCGUGGUGAACAAGAUCGACUUAAUUCGGCUUUCCACCUAGGCUACAAUAUGAUUCUGAAUCUUAUGCGCGUUGAAGGCAUUUCGCCCGAAUUCAUGCUAGAGAGAUGCUUCUACCAGUUCCAGAACACUGCGGGUGUGGCUGGCCUUGAAAAGGAGCUUCAUGAAUUGGAAGACAAGAGAGCCAACAUGAGCAUCGCCGACGAAGGAACCAUUCGAGAAUACUAUGACUUUAGAAAGCAGCUUGAUGGUUUCACAGACGACGUCCAAGCAGUCAUAAGCCACCCAGACCACUGUCUAUCAUUUUUCCAGCCCGGACGUUUGGUGCACAUCAAGCAUAAAGACCAAGACUUUGGCUGGGGAAUUCUCGUCAACUUCAAGCAACGCAAACCUUCGAAGAACCCAGCGGAAGAGUUGACUGCUCAUCAAAAGUUCAUUGCGGAUGUUUUACUCAAGGUUGCCGACGGAGCAUCCAUAGGCACCAAGACGUUUGAGGAUCUUCCGGCGGGUGUCAGACCGCCCAAGGAGAAUGAAAACUCUCGCAUGGAGGUUGUGCCAAUCACGCUCAGCUGUCUUCGAGCCAUCGGUCAUAUCCGCCUUUUCCUGCCGAAAGAUCUGCAUUCGCAAGACGCGAAAAACGGAAUGAGGAAAAACCUGGAUGAGGUACACAGACGCUUCCCCGAUGGGGUUCCUGUGCUUGACCCAAUUGAAAACAUGAAUAUCGAAGGCGAGAAUUUCAAGAAGCUACUAAGAAAAAUCGAAGUUAUUGAGUCCCGUCUUUUGUCCAAUCCUUUGCACAAUUCGCCGCGGUUGUCGGAACUGUACGAGCAGUAUGCAGAGAAGGUGGAAUUGGGCACCAAGAUCAAAGCUACGAAGAAGAAGAUCACGGAUGCCAUGUCAAUUAUGCAACUUGAUGAGCUCAAGUGUCGCAAGAGAGUGCUGCGUCGAUUUGGAUUUAUUAACGAAGCAGAAGUCGUGCAACUGAAGGCACGAGUUGCCUGUGAAAUCAGUACUGGUGAUGAGUUGAUGCUUAGCGAGCUUCUUUUCAACGGAUUCUUCAAUAAGCUCACACCUGAGCAAGUCGCAUCAGUAAUAAGCGUCUUCGUCUUUGAGGAGAAGUCGAAAGAAACUCCUGCCUUGACAAGAGACGAGCUUGCCAAACCACUCAAGGACAUUCAAGCGCAGGCUCGAAUUGUCGCCAAGGUCUCUCAGGAGUCCAAGCUGGCUGUGAAUGAAGAGGAAUAUGUGCAGAGUUUCCACUGGGAGCUGAUGGAGGUUAUCUACGAAUGGGCAAACGGCAAAUCCUUUGCUGAUAUUUGCAAAAUGACCGAUGUCUACGAAGGCAGCUUGAUUCGCGUCUUCCGCCGAUUGGAGGAGUGUCUGCGACAGAUGGCGCAGGCCGCCAAGGUGAUGGGCAGCGAAGAAUUGGAGGGUAAAUUCGAGACGGCCUUGACCAAGGUACGCAGGGACAUCGUUGCCGCCCAGUCGUUGUACCUGUAA
Messenger RNA from Aspergillus wentii DTO 134E9, 3243 nucleotides. Its product is annotated as ATP-dependent RNA helicase MTR4. Gene Ontology annotation, biological process: RNA catabolic process; maturation of 5.8S rRNA. The transcript has 6 exons. Gene Ontology annotation, cellular component: nucleus. The record is from RefSeq and is a predicted model, not a curated record. Gene Ontology annotation, molecular function: ATP binding; RNA binding; RNA helicase activity. NCBI's taxonomy places the organism in Eukaryota, Fungi, Ascomycota, Eurotiomycetes, Eurotiales, Aspergillaceae. Bases 1 to 3243 code for a protein of 1080 amino acids.